Molecule: messenger RNA, 2517 nt
Organism: Schistocerca cancellata (South American locust)
Lineage: Eukaryota; Metazoa; Arthropoda; Insecta; Orthoptera; Acrididae
Exons: 2
Coding region: 1610-2029 (139 amino acids)
Source: RefSeq, a predicted model, not a curated record
UAUAUAUAUAUAUAUAUAUAUAUAUAUAUAUAUAAAGGUCCUACAAAAAUUGUCCUUUUUUUGCAACCAUAUGAAAGUCCUAUCAAUAAAAUGUUGUUUGGUCUAUGCUCUGUAGUGAGAAGGUGAACCACAGAGUUAUCCAGCCAUGAUUUAUUGUUUAAAAUACGCUUGAGGUACCACAAAGUUGACUGGGUGUUCUUCUGACAGGUAUUCUUACUUUUCCAUCUACAUUUCUAAUGCACACUUUUUUUUUGUAGUCUCUGAGAAAUGAACGAAUGUAUUGAAUUGCUAAUCCCAUACUACCAUAGUACCCAAAGCUUAUUUAUAAGUGUUCUGUGGUUUUCCAUGUCAACAGUUUCAGUUAAAUCUAAAAAUACACCUGCUGUUUUCUGUUUUUCAUCAAUGGCUUUUAAAACAGUGGUUAUAUGUUCGUCGAUUACCAUCUUACUUGAUUUCUUACUUUGCAAACCAUACUGAGGACUCGCUAAUAAUCCAUAUUUGUUUAUAAACUGUACUAACUUAAUGUACAUUAUCUUUCUAAUACUUUUGAAAAACAGGCUGUUAAUGUAAUGGGGCGACAGUUUAUCACUUUAUGUUUGCCAGUAACUUUGAGAAUUGGAAUCACUUUGGAUGUUGUUAGCUGAUCAGGAAAGAUGCCUGACUGUAAUGAGGAGUUGCAUAAUAAGUGACGGGGUCAAUAAUAUUUGGCAGGAAGAACCGCAAGUUACUGCUGGGUAUGCCAUCAACUCCUGCUAGCUUGACUGUAUCUUCCCUGCUUACGUGAUCCACAAACACUGAUAAUUUACAGCUGUUGAUCUUGUUUUCUGUUGGCCACUCGAUAAUCACACAGUAUGUGUUACUAACUACCUGAGCACGAUGGAAUACUGACGAGUGCAAUUAGCAUAUUCAACAAAAUGGUGAAAUAUAUUAACAUAAGCUACUUUGACAUUAAAGUGUGUGGUUGAAUUGCUGGUAAGUAAGGCAGAAGACUUCAAUAUAUUCCAUACAAGGCAUGGCACUGCUUGUAAAUACACACACUUCCAUUCUGAGAUGUAUAAGUAAAUACAAUAUUGUAAAAUAUUCUGAAAAAAGUGGUCGUCAAUAUUGUGUGGUAUAUCCCCAUAUCCCACGUUAAUCAAAUAACAGACUAAAACCAAUAUAUAGGUACUAAGUACACAUUAUUGGUGUGUGUUAUGUCUUAUAAGAUUGACCCCGGUAUCUCCGUAAAUAAACGAUGGAGAAACCCAAAUAAAAUAACCACAGACUUUCUAGCUUUUGCAGAUCACAUGGCAUUAAUUACUGACUCACUAGAUAGUGCCAAAGAACAAAUCACAGAACUACAGACAGAAGCAGGCAAAAUAGGGCUAAAGUAUCAUAUGAAAAAACACACCUCAUGAAAAACAUCAAUGAUACCCUUCCACAUCUUAAUUCAUCACAACACAACAUCUAAAACAAACUUCUUUAAAUAUCAGUACCUAGGAGAACUGAUAACAAGCAGUACAAAAGGAACGAUACCAUGGAAAGCAGAGUAUCGUAUAUGAAAUAGUAAGGGCAUUCCAAAUGACAAAAAUAUAUAUAUAACUAUCAAUAGCUCUAUUUGAAAGUGAAAAUGCUAAUUGAUGUGGUGAGGAAAAGAAGAUUACAGUUUUAUGGGCACAUAUACCGAAUGGAUACUAAGAAACCAACGAAGCAGGUCUUCAACUUACUAACCGGCUACAAAUCCAAACCUACACUGUUCACUGAAAUUGACAAUGAUAUGAAAUACACUGGACUUAGAAUGAACGUAAUAGAUAACAGAAUACUUCUUAGGGAAGCAAUAAUAGAUAACAGAAUACUUCUUCGGGAAGCAACCCAAAAGGCAGAAUUUCAUGAGAAAAAAGACGAGGUCUGCAAUCAGAAGAAAGUGAACCCAGGAAGAAACGGAAUAACAAUCUGGAAGGAUGAAGGAAGUCUGGAAGUAACGAAAAUUAACACAAAGAAGCUGUCGACAUUGAUUUCCUCGAAGAAUCUGCUCGAAAGUCCCAAUUAGUAAAUUUAAUGAUGUCAUUCAACUUAAAUAUGAAAGUUAUAUGUCCUACAAGAUUAAACAGCUGUCUUGAUCAGGUUGCUACUAACACUGAUUGCACUGUAAAAAUUAUAAAUGUUGGUUUUUCAGAUCACAGUGCACUAACAAUAUAUUUUAAUCCACCAUUCAAUGUACUCCCAUCAGGAGAAACAGUUAUUAAAUGUAGAAGUUAUAGUGAUAGCAACAUAAACAACUUUGUACUUAGCUUAGAGAAAGAAGACUGGCAAAGUGUAUUUACUUCCUCAACAACAAAUGAAAAAUAUGACAAUUUUCUGCAGUAAUUUGAAUAUUACUUUAACUGCCAUUUCCCAGAGAAAACAAAGACUAUCACUAACAAAAAACAAGAAUGCUUGGGUCACAAAAGGCAUUAAACCUUUAUCAGAAAAGAUGAGGCUGCUGCACAGACUUAGCAAACUCGACAGUGGCAAAUCCAAAGAGUUCAAGGUAUACUA